Molecule: messenger RNA, 596 nt
Organism: Ipomoea nil (Japanese morning glory)
Lineage: Eukaryota; Viridiplantae; Streptophyta; Magnoliopsida; Solanales; Convolvulaceae
Product: wound-induced proteinase inhibitor 2-like
Exons: 2
Coding region: 82-378 (98 amino acids)
Molecular function (GO): serine-type endopeptidase inhibitor activity
Source: RefSeq, a predicted model, not a curated record
GUACAACACUUUCAUAUCUCAUCAACCACAAAUGCACUAUCUUUCAAGAAGUGAGAAUUGAAGCUAAUUAAGGUAGCAUCCAUGGCGGCAAGCAGCACCAAACUUGGCUCCGUCACUCUCCUCCUCCUUCUCCUCUGCGGCAUUGUUGCGGAGGUGAAGCAUGCAAAUGCGCAAUCGAAGCCUUGCCCUCUGAACUGCGACGGGCGAGCAGAGAUUAUGCUGUGCCCUCGUCAGUACACGAAGGUGAAGAAAGUUGGGCAACUUUGCACAAACUGUUGCGUAGCAGAAAGCAUGGGCUGCAUACUCCUCGACCAGAAUGGAACCCCCUAUUGCGAAGAGGAACCAUCGUCGUUCCGUAAGAUCGUAACUGUGGUUUAGAAACAUCCGGCGGUCUGCCGGCCGGCCGGCGGCACCAAUAAAAUGCAAACUUCAAGUUUGCUGUACUGCAUGCAUCUAUCCUUGAAUAAUGAGGAGAUUAUUAGGCCUUCGCAAUACGCCAUCUCCUUUCUUGUAUUGUACUCAUCUCAGCUUUUACCUAUGUGCCGCAUGUGUUAAUGAAAUUAUUAACGAAAUAGAUCUGAUCUACAAGAGUACAA